Messenger RNA from Caenorhabditis elegans, 644 nucleotides. RefSeq names its product snRNA-activating protein complex subunit 3 (gene Y48G1BL.8). NCBI's taxonomy places the organism in Eukaryota, Metazoa, Nematoda, Chromadorea, Rhabditida, Rhabditidae. The record is from RefSeq and is marked reviewed. The transcript is spliced from 2 exons. Gene Ontology annotation, cellular component: nucleus. The coding region runs from base 133 to 462 and encodes 109 amino acids.
ACAUGUUUUUAUUGUUACUUGAAUAAGGCAAAAUAUGUAUUUAAAUACACUUUAAUUUUCCGACAUUACUUGAAUAACCCCAUAAAAAACCCCGAAAAAAUUUUUUUUUUGUGAAAAUAACCAGAAAAAUACAUGUUAAAACAAUUUUGUGAACAAAAAACUAAAAAAUAUUUUUUUUGCAGAGAUGAAUCCCACGUGAACGUCGAAUUUCCACGCCGCCUCGUCGAACGGAAUUUCAGAAGAAUCGCAUGUGACACGUGCAAGGAGGCGUCGGCUCACUGGAUGAUCGUCGACCACGACAAUCUGCUUCCCAACUCGCCAGGCUAUCUGUGCUCUUCGUGCUACAAGGAAUUCUGUUUCGACGUGAACGGCAACAAAGUGUGCCAGUUUAAGGCCGUACCGUAUUGCGAUCGAAAGGACAUUGGCGACGGACGCCAAUUCUUCACCGAGCUCGAUCUUUAGAGAGCGAAAUUUAAAAUUCUGUAUCAUUUUUUGUUGUUUUUUUUUAUGUUUUUCGAUUUGAUUGUUUAAUUAUCAAUUUUUGGCCUGUAACUGUGUAUUUGUUGAAAUUCCAAAUUUCGUUUUUUUUUUAAAUAAAAUUUCUGUGUGCAAAAAAAUUUAUCCAAUAAAUAAACGGAAUAUAU